Salvia hispanica is the source of this 2867-nucleotide messenger RNA. NCBI's taxonomy places the organism in Eukaryota, Viridiplantae, Streptophyta, Magnoliopsida, Lamiales, Lamiaceae. The record is from RefSeq and is a predicted model, not a curated record.
UGUCUGAAGAUUGCACAGCCCAAAAUCCAAAACAACGCAGCGGUAAAUAAGCUCGAAUUGGUGUCCAUUUCAUUCAAGUGCUGCGCUUUCACAAACGCACACAAGCAGCGACACUCUCUUUUCUCAAUCAGCGCCAAUCCCAAUACAAGAAGUCAGUUUUUCUCUUCGAAUUUUUCUCCUUUUGUCAGAUCCGAGCUGCACAGUUCAGAUUUGGUGCUGUUUCGCUUAUGGCUGACCUCUGUUGCAUUCGUUCUACUGUGUGGAUACGGUAUGUGCAGAUUAUAUGAUUGGUGUCUAUUGAUUUUUGAGUGAUCUUGAGAUGAGCCGGUCGCCAUCAUUUUCUCUCAAGUCGGAGCCUGCACCGGAAGUUGAUGAAAGAUCUUUGCAGCAAUGGGUGGCUGCAUUUUGCAUCAUCAGGUUUGAUCUUGAGCAGGGUCAGCUGAUUGAAGAGUGUUAUCCUCCUGGCUGUCUUACCCAAAGUGAGGAGCUUGAAGUCUCUUUUAAUUCAUUUCCGGAUUCAGUUUCACAGCAUCAUAAUCGCUCAAGCAUCCAUGAUUGUAUAUUCUUUUUCCGCACAAAAAGAGAGAGAAACCUUCAAGCUUCGAGUGUGGCAUCAACAGAGAUCGUUGAAGUAGUGGAUAAUAAAUUAUCUCCCCAGAAGCCAAUAGGUAAAAGUCAGAUCAGCUAUGACUCCCGAUUCUUGUAUGGCUUUGUGUUUAAUAGGCAGAGGCAUGAUGAGAGACUAAAGCGUGGAGGCGAGCAAAAAUCUGUGGUUAUUCUUUCAUACAGUCCAUACACGAGUGUGUUUAGACCUUUAUUACAAAUUUUGGGGCCAUUGUACUUUGACAUUGGAAGCAAGGCACUUAAUUACAUUGCUGCUUAUGUAUCAAAGUGGCCUACACCCGUGCCGGGUCAACAGAUGGAGCUUCCUAUUGGGAAUGCAUCGCUAAAAGUGAAUCUGCCACCUUCUCAUUGUUUGCCAUCAAAUAGUGGACUUUUCGAAGACUCUGCUUCCUCACUUGCUCCUCUUCUCCCCUCAAAUCUAUCAGUUCCUCAGGGCCUAUUUCAUGACUCAGAUCUUUUUGGUACAUUUCGUGGACUCUUAUUGCAACUUUGGAAGCUGUGGGAACUCCUGCUUUUGGGGGAACCCAUCUUGAUAAUAGCACCAACACCUCCGCAAUGUUCUGAAGCUGUUUCUGGUCUAGUUAGUUUGGUUGCCCCACUUCUUUUGAGUGUUGAUUUCAGACCUUACUUUACUAUUCACGACCCGGAGUUUGCCAGUUUGAACUCUCUUCCUCAGGGUUCCUCUUUUCCUCCAAUGAUUCUAGGCGUGACAAACCUUUUCUUCUUAAAGGCACUUCGUAUUAUGCCUCACAUUAUUUCAGUUGGAAAUCCCGCUUCAAAUUCUACCCGCCAUCCUUUUGGUUCUAAAACUGCUGCAGGAACUCCGCCUGGUCAAAAUGUUGCUUUAAAGAGAUUUACUCCUGCAAACUUCUUGAAUGCUGUGAAGUUGAAGAGAGAUGGUCCUCUGUGUCUAAUGACUGAGCAUAAAGAAGCUGUAUGGACGAAUUAUGCUGGACUGACAAAGCCGGAUACAUCUAUCCUGAAUAGACUUAUUGAUGCAGGACUGUCUCCCAGGGUUGAGGAGUCGAUGUCAGUUGUCAACAAUGAUAUACUACGUCGCCAUUUUUUGGAGUUGACGACUAACUUCUUGGCUCCUUUUGGUCCAUAUUUUAGACCAACUACACCUUCUGAAACAUCGUCUCCAUUUUCCGAUCCCCCUCCUCUACCCACAUUCAAUGCUGAGGAGUUCCUAGAGAGUUUGUCUGCAAGAGGUCCAGGAAAGUUUUUGUUGAAGCGGAUGAAGUCAAAUUGGCUGGAUCUCUACAGGCAGUUUCUGAAAGGAUAUAACUUUCUCCCAUGGUUCCGAAGAAAGCGUGCUGUUGCUGAGCAAGAACAAUAUAAAUUGUGGAGGCAAGCUAGAGUAAAGACCAAUAUACACCAGUUGAUAAGUAGAAUGUCAGAAUUGGAAAUUGUUGAUUCCUUCAAUGCAAUUGAGAGGCACCUUCUCGGAGAAAUGCAGUAUGGAAGAGUAAAUGAAGAUUCUGAAGCAGUCUGUAACAAGUUAAAGAAAGAUCUGAAAAUAGUGUUCAAUAUGCUGCCAAAAGACAUACAACAGCUUCUGAUUAUGAACCCAGAUAGAGCAUCUCUUCUACAAGAAUUCCAUGAGUAGUAUGGGCUAUCCGAAUAUACUCAUCCAUCAGACAGUGUUUUGUUCUCCGCAUCUUCCAGAUGACACAAAAAUCCUUACUCCGAAGUUUCUCAACGCCACUUCAUCUGUGCUUGAGGCAGUCUUCUUGCAGAAGGUUGGAAAUGGCAUUCACAAAUCUACCACACUCUGUUACCGUUAUUUGCCAAAUUAUUGAUUCUCCUUAGGUAAGUAUCUUCUAAAACUAGUCCCUUUUCUCAAAGCACCAGUUUUGGAUACCUCUCAUUGUUUGAUUCCUUUAUGGAAUUUUCUAGAUGAGACUGAGGCAAAAACCUCAAGAAAGACAGUUCAAGUCUUCAAGACAACAAAAUUCUGAAAUCUGGUUUUAACAGGUUAGAUGGCAAUAGAAAGAACGUUGUGAAUUCAGAUGUCUGAUUAUUCUCACUAGUCUUUAUUAGGUCAGACAUGUAAAUACGAGGUCUCUGAUAUAAGUGAAGUAAGCUGCAAAUUCAAAGAGAGUAGCACUCGGGGGAAAUAUCUAUUUUUACCUGCAUGUUAAUCCCAUCAAUUGUGAUAUGAAAAUGUAUUGCCUUUAACAUCAUCACUCAUUUUUAUCCUAUGCAAAGGGAAAAUAUAAAGCGUUUGAUGUUGUUCUUUA